Molecule: messenger RNA, 2604 nt
Organism: Ziziphus jujuba (common jujube)
Lineage: Eukaryota; Viridiplantae; Streptophyta; Magnoliopsida; Rosales; Rhamnaceae
Product: NAC domain-containing protein 7
Exons: 4
Coding region: 1012-2094 (360 amino acids)
Biological process (GO): regulation of DNA-templated transcription
Molecular function (GO): DNA binding
Source: RefSeq, a predicted model, not a curated record
AAGGAGGGGUCACCACCAAAAAAAAAAAAAUAUCCACCAUUGAUUACAAAUCACCAUCAUCAUCAUCAUCAUCAUACAUAUAUACUAUUAGAUUAUAAAAAAAAAAAAGAUUAAUAUCAAAUUAAAAUUUUAUUUCUUUUAACAUUCUUUCUUUGUCGUGUCAAAUUCUUUCUAUAAGAACCCAACCUCAUCCUGACCGUCGGAUCUUUUUCUUCACCACCUUUCUCUCUUCCGGCAACAUUCUUCUUAUUUUUCUUGGUCUCCAUCAGUUGCUGGUGAGUAGCUUCUGAAGCUUUUUCCUUCUUUCUCCAAAGAAACUCUCUCUCUCUUUCAUUCACUUUCUUCGAGCCAUCUUAGCGCCUCCCUUUUUUUACGAAAGCUUUUGCAGCAAUCAAGCUUCCACUUACAAGAUAGAGAGAGAGAGAGAGGGAAAAAAAAAAAAAAAAAACAAUGAGAAAGAUGGAUUAUUAGGGCAUGUGUGUGUUUGUUUUCAUUUUGUUUCGCUUGCUAUUUAACUCUUUCUCUUCUCUGUUUUCCCAUUCUUCAAACCCUUUUUCCUUUUCCUUUGUUUGGUUUUUUUUCUUUUUUUCUUUUUCUCCUUCACUACUUUCUCUCUUCAUUUCCUCGGGAUCUGAAUCUCUAAUCUCUUUCUCUUCCUCGAAAAGUACUAGACAUAGAAUAGUUUUGGGGUUGUGAAGGAGUUUCAGUUCAAUUCCCGAGGAUCACUUUUUCUUUUGCUUUCUUUUAUAUUUUUAUAUUUUUUUUUUCUUGUUUGUUUGUUUCUUUUUUGUCUGCUUACUAAUUAGUGCGCUUAUAGAAAAGAAAGGAAAAAAAGUCAAAAAAGAGUGACGAAAGCUAAGCUUAUAAGAGUGUGUUUUCUGUAUAGUAUAAACUGAUUGGUGGAUUAACAGCUUCCGUUUCGACCAGAUCUGUGGGAAGACUUUUUAGCUGCGAUAGGUUGCAACUAUACAGCGAAUUUAUAGAUCAAGGUUUUGAUCCAUCCUGGAGAACAUGAAUACCUUUACACAUGUUCCUCCAGGUUUUAGAUUCCAUCCCACGGAUGAAGAACUUGUAGAUUAUUAUCUCCGGAAAAAAAUAGCUUCGAAAAGGAUUGAUCUGGAUGUCAUCAAAGAUGUAGAUCUUUAUAAAAUUGAACCAUGGGAUCUUCAAGAACUGUGCAAAAUAGGAACUGAAGAGCAGAAUGAAUGGUACUUUUUUAGCCACAAAGAUAAGAAGUAUCCUACUGGAACUCGAACAAAUAGGGCAACAAAGGCAGGAUUUUGGAAAGCUACUGGACGAGAUAAGGCUAUUUACUCUAGGCAUAGCCUGAUUGGCAUGAGAAAGACUCUGGUGUUUUAUAAGGGUAGAGCGCCAAAUGGACAAAAAUCAGACUGGAUUAUGCAUGAAUAUAGACUGGAAACCAAUGAAAAUGGAACUCCUCAGGAAGAAGGAUGGGUUGUCUGUAGGGUGUUCAAGAAGAGGAUGACAACGGUGAGAAAAAUGGGUGAUUAUGAGUCUCCAUGUUGGUACGAUGAUCAAGUCUCAUUCAUGCCAGGGGAACUCGAAUCCCCGAGGCGAAUUUCACACCCUUACACAUCAUACCACCAUCACUAUGCCUGUAAACAAGAGCUGGAAUUGCAAUUCAAUAUGCCUCCUGAUCCUUUCCUUCAGCUCCCCCAAUUAGAAAGUCCCAAAGUUCCUCAAUCAGCAGGCAGUGUAACUUGUAACUCGGUAGUAGUUCCGUCGUACGGCUUCGAUAGGAACAACAACAACAACAACAAUGGAAGUACCAUGCAGUCUUCCACAUUGACACAAGAAGAGCAACUUCAACAAAACAUGAAUUCGAUUUACAACGAGCAAGCUGUUGAUCAAGUCACGGAUUGGCGAGUCUUGGAUAAAUUUGUUGCUUCACAGCUUAGCCAUGAUCAAGAUGCUCCAAAGGAAAACAACUAUUCCUUAAAUUCAUCAUCAACGGUCUUUCAUGUGGCUGAACAAAUGAAUCUGCUUGCCAAUGAGUCCAAAAGGCCAGAAAUGGGACAGGAAUACGCAUCAAACUCGACCUCAACCAGUUGCCAAAUCGAUCUUUGGAAGUGAAAAGGGAAAAAGAAAAAAGAAAAGAAAAAAACAUAUCAUACAGUAAUUAGUUUUAUACAUAUACUAAUCAUAGGAGGUACAGUUUAAAGGGAAGGUUAAGAAAGUUAUGAUCGAUCAUGCAGGGCUGCUGUACAUAAUAAAAAAAUGGAACGAGACCGACCUACGACGACUUACGUACGUAUUGGUUUUAGCAGUUCACCUUUUUUGUGACUGGUUAGAUAUAUGUCUAUGAUACAAAAUAAAAAUGGUAAUGCUAGGUGGGACUAUAUAUAUAUAUAUAUAUAUAUAUGGCCCAGCUGGUCAAACUAUUGUGGAGUGUAUAUUUUUGCCUUAUUGCACCGAAAGUUUUAUCCGAAAAGGCUUAUUAUUGUAACCCUCCUUUGUCCAUAUAGACAUGAUCAAUAUGUGUAUGUUUCUACAUGAAGUUUAGCAUUAUAUAUAACAAAGUUAUAUAUUUGUAUUCUGUAUUUGUAAUGGAAUAUUAUUCAUCAUGAGAGUGUUCUUUUUUUU